AUGGUCUUCGCCUGGAAAGCCGCCGGUCUCACCUACAACCGCUACCUCGCCGUCGCUUCCCGCGUCGUGCGCCGCAGCCUGAAGGAGGACAAGAGAAUCGUCGCUGAGCGCCGCGGCGAGAUGGACUUGCGUUUCGCCAAGUGGGAGAACGGCAAGCAGGGCGACGUCAAGCCCCUGGCCCAGGCCACCCGCACCGCCUCCUCGUAA
Molecule: messenger RNA, 207 nt
Organism: Colletotrichum truncatum
Lineage: Eukaryota; Fungi; Ascomycota; Sordariomycetes; Glomerellales; Glomerellaceae
Product: mitochondrial ATP synthase epsilon chain domain-containing protein
Biological process (GO): proton motive force-driven mitochondrial ATP synthesis
Cellular component (GO): mitochondrial inner membrane
Molecular function (GO): proton-transporting ATP synthase activity, rotational mechanism
Source: RefSeq, a predicted model, not a curated record